AAUAACAGUGUAUACUUAAUGGAACACAACUGAAUGGCGUAUAACAGGGCUGCCAAUUGGCACCAAGAUAACCGUCAGUGUGGCAGCACUGACCAAUGGCUCUCUGAUGGGAGAAGAAGAGACCAUCGUCACCUACACUGCUCCUGAACCUGUUUCAGACCUCCAUUUGGUUGCAACAGAUAGCUCCCUCACUGCCACAUGGACGUCAUCUGGGGGUAAUUCUUUCACCAUCGAGCUCUACCUGGAUGGCCAAACAGUAAACACGGCCAACUCAACAUUACCUACGUGGCGCUUUGAUGGACUAAAGACUGCAGCCAAUUACACAGUGAUCGUCUACACCUUUAGCGGAUAUCUCAACAGCUUGCCAGUGAACAGCUCCUGUUUCACUAAGCCACUGCCACCUACUAAUGCCAGAACCCAAAUCUAUGAUAAACACCAAAUCACCAUACAGUGGAACCCCCCUGACAACAUAGCACCAAGAGCAAUGUACUCUCUGAAAAUCAGCUCCGGCUUCUGGGGCUACAGCAUGUCUUAUACUACUACCACCACCAGCUACCAGUUUGGUGACUUGAAAUCAGGGACCAAGUACAACUUUGAAGUACAAACAAUGGCCGGUAAUGAGACAAGUGGCGCAGUAGUUGUGUCACAGUGUACAGCUGCAGAGAAAAGGGAAAUCAGCCUGUCUAUGUUGUGCUCUUCGGCUGUACCUCUCCUCUGUGAUAACACCACCACAAGGAAACAUGUGUUUGAGAAGUUGAAUGCACGUUUCAACAUGCUGUUGAGGGACAGUGUUUUCUGGACACUCGAGAAGCAGGAAACUUAAAACAAAGGAACACAAGGAUGAUAAUGUUGCUUUGGGUUUUUUCAAUUGGUAUUGAUGAAGGUAUUUUAGUGUUUUCUGUCUUGGGUUUACUUUUUUGCACUAUACUGCUGCUCAGGAAAUCAAAUAUUAAGUCACAGUGUGUAGUGAAAAGAAGAAUUAAUUAAGUAAUUAUAAUGUGUCUUGUGAUUUUGAAUCUAGUUAACUGAAGUUGACUGCUCUGACUCUUUUAUAUUUUUAAUUUUAAUUUUCAAAACAAUGCCGCAAAAAAAAAACUAUAAUAACACUGAAAUCUAUUUCCUACUUUUGCUGCUUUCCUCUUGUUUUUAUUUGUUUUAUAUCAUUUUAUUUCCCUUGAUGUUGUUUUGCGUGUAUGCCCCAUUUCCAACAGGAAAAGAAAUGUCUGAUGUUGUAACUAAAUAAUGAAGAAAGGGUGAGAGAUAGUGUUCUUGUGUGAAAAUUAAAACUCAUUGAACAUGUUCCAGCCGUCAAUAAAGUUUUCCAGCUGAAUACACAUCACAGCAA
This is a messenger RNA of Sander lucioperca (pikeperch), 1345 nucleotides long. Its product is annotated as receptor-type tyrosine-protein phosphatase eta-like. The transcript is spliced from 7 exons. Lineage: Eukaryota; Metazoa; Chordata; Actinopteri; Perciformes; Percidae. The coding region runs from base 107 to 823 and encodes 238 amino acids. The record is from RefSeq and is a predicted model, not a curated record. Gene Ontology annotation, molecular function: integrin binding; proteoglycan binding. Gene Ontology annotation, biological process: cell-substrate junction assembly; nervous system development; heart development.